Molecule: messenger RNA, 906 nt
Organism: Exophiala xenobiotica
Lineage: Eukaryota; Fungi; Ascomycota; Eurotiomycetes; Chaetothyriales; Herpotrichiellaceae
Exons: 2
Coding region: 1-906 (301 amino acids)
Biological process (GO): coenzyme A catabolic process
Molecular function (GO): coenzyme A diphosphatase activity; acetyl-CoA hydrolase activity
Source: RefSeq, a predicted model, not a curated record
AUGGCACCUCUUUCGCCGACAUCAGCUGCCGCUCUUGAAAGAUUAAAGAAAUACACGCCUCCAGAGACAGUAUGGCCAUCGAUGCCAUUAUCUCGCAAGGCUGCUGUUUUGUUGCUACUUUUCGCCGAUCCCACCGGCGAGCUAAGGGUGGUCAUAACCAUGCGAGCUAGCACUCUGAAUUCGUACUCUGGCCAUGCAGCUUUGCCUGGCGGCAAGGCAGAAGAAGGUGAGACUGCAUUUGAAGCCGCCAGACGUGAAGCAUCCGAAGAAAUUGGACUUCCAAGACGCGAGAGUGCUCUACCGCCACCGUUCAAAGUCGAGCACCUCUGCGAAAUGCCUACAAAUCUAGCGAAGACGGAACUCGUCGUCCGGCCAUGUGUGGCCUUUCUACACUCUUAUGACCCGGAGACAGGACUCGAUGCCAGUGUGGCGGAAAAACUACUUCCUCGGUUGGACGCUCGAGAAGUGGCCGCUGUAUUUUCAGCGCCAUUCCGCAACUUUCUGUACCAUGAAGAUCUACCUGAUCAGUUUGACCUUCCCGGACAGCCAAGCGACUGGUACAAGGGCGCCUGGACCGACUGGCAUCAGAACAAAUGGCGGAUGCACAAUUUCUUUGUCCCAGUCACGAACCAGAUUGUAUCGAAACCCAAAAGAAACGAAGGACAAAAGGCUGCUGCUGAUCACCUGGACCAAUUAUCGAGGUACAGGGUGUUCGGCAUGACUGCCAGAAUACUGGUCGAUGCAGCUCGCUUGGCGUAUGACCAGGAACCGACUUUCGAACACAACAGCCAUUUUGGUGAUGAGGAGAUGAUUAUUCGAUUACGCAAGGUCGGACGACUGGGUGAAAUAAGAAGGCCAACUGAUGAACUUACUAAAGAAGAUCUGGUCAAAGCUGCAAAUUUGUGA